AUGUUUAAGCUUCAAGAAGUCAAAAUCAUCAUCUGUAGUGGAUUGGAGGUGUGGUCAGAGCAGGUAUGCCUACCAGAGCUGUUAAUUCUCCGCCUUCAUUCUCUAGAUUACACGCUGCUCCAGCCCGUAGCCAACAUCUUCUCAUCAGAAUCAGAGCCAGAGGACUCCGAUGACGCGGUGUUUGGUCGGUUGCGAAGACGUAUGGCCAAGGCCCCGGCCCAACACAUGGGACGAGAAUGGCCUGUGAUACUUCGGAUAGCUGGUCCAUCAUGUAUUGCUGAACUAUGGUUCGCUCAGGUCACGAGAACACGCUUUGCAGCGACUGAUGUGUUAAUUUUUGUCCUAUCUACCAAGAUACGCACAGACUUCGAGCAUCUUUACGGUCUCAUCGUGGGAGAGGAUGAACUACUAUUAGAUGAUGUUGGGUCGCCGCAGCUCCGAAGACUCCUGGUCGCGACCUAUUCUGACGCUUCGCCGGAUUCUUGGGCUGUCAACGAGAAACAACUGAACUGGGUUGCAAGCGACCAGAGCUGCGAGCUUAAAAUCAUGUCUGAAGAGGAUGCGGAGUGGGCAAUAAGAGUCCUUGACGAAGCAGCGGGCAAGGUGAUCCUAUGGCGAGCCGAAAAUGGCAAGCUGCGUGAAAAGGAUGCGCCUGCACAUAACAAGCAAGUGGAGGAUGGAUGGAAGAAGAUAGGCAGGCGGCUAACGUUAUGGUCUCUCAGAGACAAGUUGUUUAAACGAAGCCAGCCUAGAUAA
Messenger RNA from Talaromyces proteolyticus, 756 nucleotides. RefSeq lists its product as uncharacterized. Lineage: Eukaryota; Fungi; Ascomycota; Eurotiomycetes; Eurotiales; Trichocomaceae. The record is from RefSeq and is a predicted model, not a curated record. The transcript has a single exon. The coding region runs from base 1 to 756 and encodes 251 amino acids.